AUGGCGGAGACCGCUCCUGUGCACGAGGGUUACCUAACCAAGCUUGGUUUUAACAGUGGGAAAUGGCAGCAACGCUAUUUUGUCCUCAAAGGUCAAGCCCUGGCGUACUUGGCCAAGCCGGGCGGUACCGAAAAGGGCUGCAUCCCCUUGAGUGCCAGUGCCGUCCUCAACACCUUCAACUAUGGGGGUAAUAUCCAAGCCUCGGGCGUCGCCUCUGGUACCCGAGUCAAGCCCUUUCCCCCAGGACAUGGCCUCGAGAUUGUGGCGCCCUUCAAGGGCCAUCCACGCGCCUACUAUCUAUUCGCCACCACCAAGGCGGAGCGGGACGCCUGGAUGGCCGCCCUUGUGGCUGCGGUGGAAGCCUCGGCUUCAGCCGAUCCCCAUCCAGAGGCGGUUGCUCCCGCUGCAGCCUCGGCCUCGCCCGUCAAUGACCUCGCCCCAUCUGAGGAAGACGUGCAAGAAGCACCAGUCUCAUCUGCAGCUGAGAACGUAGCCGACGCAGCAAUGGAGAACAUCCCCGACGAAGAGGCAAGCGCACAAGAUCACAAACAACUCUCCGAAGAGCAGGCGGAGACAAGUGAGCCAUCUCCCCAUGACACAGAUCCGGCAUCUGGUGUUGUGGCCGACCCCGCCGUGGACGCCGAUAACGAUGCAGUAGCAUCUCAGAACCAAACAGAGCCCGAUGAGGCGCCAGCUGAAACAGGGCGCGCCAUGCUCGGCGUGAACGCAGACUUUAUUCACCAGCUUUCAGCUCUUCUCCAAAAAGAAUUUGGAGACGAGUAUACCAAAAUGACAACCACCGAAAUCUGCGUGCGCUACGUCAUGCCGCUCACCAAGGAGCGCCAAUGUGCUUGGGUUGACCUUCUGGUGGAGGACCCAAGCCAUGCGCAGCAUUUUGCCCCUGCCACUGUCUUCGUCUCCCACGCUUGGAAAUACACCUUUCAAACCACCCUGGACACCAUCUUGCACCACGAACAAUUCGAAGCCCCCGGCGCCUACUAUUGGCUCGACCUCAUCCCCAACAAUCAGCACAAGGCCGUGGAUCUACCCUACGAAUGGUGGUCCAAUACAUUUCAGAAGAACAUCAAAGCCAUGGGCCGCGUGCUGCUGGUCAUGAGCCCCUGGCGCGAUCCCAUCCCCAUGACUCGCGCCUGGUGCCUCUUUGAGAUGAUGAAUGCCCUCAACGCCAAGGUCAUUCUGGACAUUCGUCUCCAUCAGUCGCAAAUCAAAGACUUUCUCGAUGCCCUUGGAGAGGACGCCGACGUUGUUAUGGACAUGCUCGUCCGGGUGCAUGCUCAAAAGGCUGAAGCGUUCAAGCUCAGCGAUCGUGACAUGAUUUUCAAAACCAUUGAGAACACGCUUGGCUUCACCGAGCUCAACGCCCGCAUCAAGGACCAGCUCCGGGGCUGGUGUCUCGAGCAGGCCCGCGUCGCCGCCAAGGACAUGGAUAACACGACCGACAUUGAGCCCAUGUCUCGUGCAGCUUUCUUCCUAUCGGUUGGCUUUGCUCUUGCCGCUUUUGGCGAGUACGACGAUGCCAUCGCCUACUACGGCAAAGCUUUGCCCACGUACGUUGAAGAACUAGGGGCAGACGCCGACAAGGUCGCUGACAUUUACAACCACACGGGUCUGGCUCACAAAGCCCUCACUCACUACGACGAAGCGAUGCGACUGUACAACGAUGCCCUUCGCAUCAAAGUGGCCCUCCACGGCGAGGACCACCCCCAAACCGCUGCUCUGUACAGCAACCUAGCCUCCGUCUACGAAGCCUUGGACGACUAUGCCCAAGCCGCCCACGCGGCACAGCGCGUGCUAGACAUCAUGCUCUCCGACGCCAACGAGGACCGUGGCGCCGUUGCCGUCGCUCACAACAAUCUGGGCAUGAUUCUCAAAACGCAAGGCCGACUGGACGAGGCCUUUCAGCAUAUGAAACAAGCCCUGGACAUCUCGCUCGUUGAGGUCGGCGAGCUGCAUCCUUCGACAGCAACCUCCUACAACAACCUUGGCCUCAUUACUAGCCAGCAGGGCAAGUACGCACAGGCCGUCGAAUUUUAUAAGCACGCACUGGACGUGCGUGUGGCAACACUGGGCGAGCAGCACGCCGAAACGGCCGGUAUCCUCAACAACCUCGCCAACACGUACAAGAUCAUGGGCAACUUUGGCGAAGCCAUCAAGUACUUUGACCGCGCGCGCAACAGCCUCAAGGCCAUUCUCGAGCCCAACCACCCCUUUCCAGCCAUCACGGCCAGCAACACGGCAGGCCUUCUCCAAAUGCUGGGCCGCUACGACGAGGCUCUGGAUCUUUACAACUUUGCACUCGACACCUGGUUGGCCACCCUGGGCGAAGAGCACGCCUACACGGCCACCACGUAUAACAAUAUGGGCUCCGUUUACGAUGCCACUGGCCGCUACGAGGAUGCGCUUGACCUCUACCACAAGGCCUUGAAGAUUCGCCUAGCCGUCUUUGGCGAACAUCACCAUCAAACGGGCGUCGUCUACAACAACAUGGCCUGCGCCUGUUCGGCUCUGGGUCGCUUUGAUGAGGCCCUUGAACUGUAUGACAAGGACCUCGCCAUCCAGCUGGCCACUCUGGGUCCUGAACACCCGGACACGGCCACUUGCUAUAACAACAUGGGUGGCGCCCAUAAAGGCUUGGAAAACUGGGACAAGGCUGCCGAGCUGUUUGCUAAAUCCCUCGCUAUUCUUGAGCCCACUUUGGGUCCGCAACACCCUAAUACGCUGGGCACCUACGAUAGCAUGUCGCAAGUGUGCGAAAAGUUGGGUGAUCCGGAGCAAGCCGCUCUCUAUCGUGCUAGAGCCCAGGGCCAGUCAUCCCCGCCAACAAACCCACCCUCGGCUCCUGCUGCCAGCGACUAA
Messenger RNA from Monosiga brevicollis MX1, 2877 nucleotides. RefSeq lists its product as uncharacterized. The record is from RefSeq and is a predicted model, not a curated record. Gene Ontology annotation, molecular function: protein binding. The transcript is spliced from 6 exons. Lineage: Eukaryota; Choanoflagellata; Craspedida; Salpingoecidae. Bases 1 to 2877 code for a protein of 958 amino acids.